UCUCAAAUAGUGACUUGACUUGACUUGACUUGAUUCGAGUCUCAAUCCCUGUCUGCCCGUCUCUACUUGUCUCUACUUGUCUCUACCUAAUCUAACCUUACAUUGCCCUACUUAUCGCCCUACCUGACCUGGCCUACCUAUCUUGUUUUGCGCCUGUUUACUAUUGCACAGCCCGAUCACUCCCCACUGUCCUCGGCAUUGUCUUCUUCUCGAUUCCUCCAUCCCGUCAUUCUCUCUUAUAUGUAUUUGGUAUAAUCGCCUACCUUACGGUGCUAGGCGCUCCCUUACGGCUAAAGCCUCUAUAUCCCCGAACAACAGGGUUCCUAUACGAUACUAUACGAUACAGUACUACAUAUUAUGACUACAGUUAUCUAACCUAGUCUCUCUUAGCGUCCCACCGUCACAAGACUUUAGCCAAACGCCUCAUAUAUGACGACAACUCUAUACAGAUUCUCAAGUAUCUUGUGCGCCCAAUUCUUUGACGCCAAUCUACACAAGCCUUUGUGCAAUCUUUCUUUCCUGCCUACCGCACCUCCUAUCGCCGUAUCAAAGACCAAAAGAUCAGCGCAUUUCUCCGCACCGCUUAACAACUUAGGCGCAUCCUACAUAUUGACCUCAUAUCCCCCUCCCACAAUCGACAGCUUCAACUCCCGAAAAUCUGGCAGGGAACAAGCGACGCAGUCUCUCCUCUCAGGGAGGUCUGCUUAAUAGAAUGUUUGGCGGCGGCUCUAGUUCUGCUGCGUCUAAAUCCGAUACUGUUGUAGCCGACUCUACGAAGUCGGAGAAGAAAUCCCCGUCUCCGGACCGAAAGCACGAGUCUGCUUCGGGUGCGACCCCGUCAAAAUCUCCUGAUCAAGCGACUAGCGGCGAGAAGCGCAGUGGAAAUGGUAGCCCGCCCGGGCGACAUAAUCCCGAUACGGGUAAUUCGGAGAAGAAGCGCAGGAGUUCUGGCGUCGGGAGCAAAGCUAGCAGUCUUAUAGCCAGCGCCAAGAAUAGCUUGAAUUUCGGCCAGGCUGGCAGGACAAAUAGUGACGCUAGCUCUCAGACUCCUCUACAGAAACUAGGCAAGCAAGAUCAAUCUCUUGCGGUACCUCAAGGCCAGCACAAUAACUCUGCUGGCGAAUCCCUUCCCGGUCCACGAUCUACCUUCCGCGUCGGUGUCUGGGAAGACAGGAACAAAAAAUGCCGUCGUACAAUGGAAGACACGCAUGCGUUCCUCUACAAUUUCCUGCAUACUCCCGCACCCCUUAUCGCCCCAGAUUUGGGUAACAAGAGCCAAAAGUCCCAAAGGUCUACAUCAGAGGAUUCUAGCCAGCCUGAGAUGAGCGCGCAGGAUAUAGUAGAAACUGACAACGGCUACUUCGCAAUAUUUGAUGGACAUGCUGGUACCUUCGCUGCAGACUGGUGUGGGAAGAAGCUGCAUCUUAUUCUCGAAGACACUAUACGACGAAAUCCCAACGUGCCCAUUCCCGAACUUCUUGAUCAGACCUUCACCAAUGUUGAUGCACAGCUCGAGAAGCUUCCUCUUAAGAACAGUGGCUGUACCGCAGCAAUUGCUGUCUUGCGUUGGGAGGAUCGGGUUCCUAGCUCAAACUCUGCGACCGGUUCCCAAGCCAUCGCUCCGGCGGCUGCUGCUGCUUCAAAGGCGCCGGAUACGUUAAAACCCCGGGAUGCGAAGCUUGAGAACGAUGGUGGUAACAAUGCUAUCGUCGAAUCAGCUCAUGCAAGGCUGAAGGGUACUGCGGUUCGGCAGCGCGUUCUAUACACGGCAAAUGUGGGUGAUGCUAGGAUCAUUCUAUGUAGAGCUGGUAAAGCAUUACGUCUUUCAUAUGACCACAAGGGUAGCGACGAGAACGAAGGAAAGCGGAUCUCGAAUGCCGGAGGCUUGAUCCUCAAUAACCGUGUGAAUGGUGUAUUGGCUGUCACUCGAGCUCUUGGAGAUACGUACAUGAAAGACCUCGUAACAGGUCAUCCAUACACCACCGAAACCGUCAUCCAGCCCGAAAUAGACGAGUUUAUCAUCAUUGCUUGCGACGGUCUCUGGGAUGUUUGUGAAGACCAAGAUGCUGUUAAUCUCGUUCGCGACGAACGAGACCCGGCGGCUGCGGCUAAGAAGCUUGUUGACCAUGCCUUAGCUCGCUUCAGUACAGACAACUUGUCAUGCAUGAUCGUUCGAUUCGAUAAGGCUGCCCUGCUAGAGAAUCAAAACAAUAAGGAGAAUCCCAUCGGUGUGGAAGGAGAUAUCUCUGGUGCGGGCGGCAAGAUAAGCGAAGCCGAUAAGAUUGUGAUCUCUACUAAGCAGAAGAUUGCUGAAGGUGAUUCACCAGCCGUUGGCGUAUCAGCUAGUAAUAGUGGCCGAGGACAUGAUCUUAUACCCAUCGACGACGGAGAUGCUUUCAAGCCGACCAUCAUUGAAGGGCCGGUUGAGGAGGAGCCUUCGUCGAUAGAAGACAGCGACGCGCCUGAGGUCACUGCAGACGCAAUCCCGAACCCAGGCGGCCUCGUGACUCCGGAAUCGACAUCUCCGAAUACGACGGGAUCGCUGUCGAAAUCCCAAUUCCGGUUCUUUUUAUAAUAGGAUUAGUGUACUGUUCUCGGGAUCUUUUCACCAACAAUUACAGACCUGUUUUACAUCCCGCUCCCGAAAAUUGCUGCCAACCUCGACUCUCGCGAUACACCAAGGUUUUCGUCAUUCAUAAGGCAGUAGGGGACAUGUCUAACGUUUUU
Molecule: messenger RNA, 2727 nt
Organism: Daldinia decipiens
Lineage: Eukaryota; Fungi; Ascomycota; Sordariomycetes; Xylariales; Hypoxylaceae
Product: PP2C-domain-containing protein
Exons: 2
Coding region: 713-2575 (620 amino acids)
Biological process (GO): protein dephosphorylation
Molecular function (GO): protein serine/threonine phosphatase activity; cation binding
Source: RefSeq, a predicted model, not a curated record